Messenger RNA from Arvicanthis niloticus (Nile rat), 10122 nucleotides. RefSeq names its product helicase with zinc finger 2 (gene Helz2). The record is from RefSeq and is a predicted model, not a curated record. NCBI's taxonomy places the organism in Eukaryota, Metazoa, Chordata, Mammalia, Rodentia, Muridae. Gene Ontology annotation, molecular function: metal ion binding; ATP hydrolysis activity; RNA nuclease activity.
AGUACGGGGUGGUGGCUGGGGACUGGAAGGGCCACCUAGAGAGGUGUGAAGACCACCCCUUUGCCUGCAAAUGGGCAAGAUCAGUGGCCUCACACAGACCCAUCAGACAGUAGCAUCGGACAACUCCAUGGACCCCUCUUCCUGCUUCUCCAGCUGCCGGGGCUAACGGUUUCAGUAGAGCAGCUGCCCAGAAGCCUUGCUCACAAUCCUGAAGGACCUGGCCUUCAUCUGAGAUGGCAUCCGUGGGAUGCAGUCUGAGGUCAGCCAGCACAUCCACCACCAACGGGCUAUCCUUGGCUGGACUCUAUGCUAAGGUAGACCUUCACCUGGGCUGCUCCCGCUGUACCCAGUGCCUCAAUGAGAGUACCUACAUUCUGUGUGAGGUAGAGCACACCUGCCUCAGGGAGAUCUUGCUGGCCCGCUUCAAGCAAAGAGCCAAGAGCAAGAUCUGGCGUAAGGUGGGCCGCAGGCCCAGCUUCCCAACGCCUAUGUGCUAUCAAGUCUGUCACUAUUACAGCCCAGGCUUGGGCUGUAGGCGUCACUGGAACAGAUGUACCUUUGCCAGCAGCCCUGAGGAGGCACUGGUCUGGACAUUUGAGCUCAAGUACAACCUUCCCCGACUGAAACUGAAAGAGGCUGUGCAGGGCACCAGAGCCCCAGAUAGGCUGCGGACCCCAGCUGACACCAUCCGAGCAGAGUUUGGUGGCUAUUUCCAAUUACUCUGUGCCCUGUGCUUCAAGUGCCGUCCCCCACGCCUCUGCCCCGUGGGUCCCAGGGGCCAUUGCCCUGAGCACCAAAUCUGCCCCACACUCCUCAUCCAUGUUGUAGUUGAGGGUCCAAAGCGACAAUUUGUGGAGGUGCGGCCACUGCCACAAAAAAGAUACCCUUUAAACUACUGCAAGUAUGUGGGCCGCGGGGCACCAUGCUACCACGGGCCCUCACGCUGUGGGUAUGCACACAGUGCUGUGGAGAUGGCUGUGUGGAAGGCUGAGCAGCUGGAUGGGCUUCAGAGAGGAGAUCUGCUCACAAAUCCUCUCUUUGUGGAGGACAAAUGGAAAGCCAGCCAUGGUCAACCGCCUGUGGUCAAACUGUACUGCCAUGCCUGCCUGGUCACCUGUAGUUCUCAAGAGGCAUUUGAGAACCACUGCUCCUCACUGGAGCAUGCACAGAUGGUAGCCUUUGACCAGGCUGUCCCCUGGAAGCACCGUGCUCCACCAAUGGGGCUCUCCAAGUUCGAGCUCUGCCCUAGGCCUGAUCUCUGUGAGCACGGAGAGGUCUGCAUCAAAGCACACUCAAAAGAGGAGUUACAGGAGUGGGUUCAGCGGGCACAAGACAUGGAAUUUCGAGAACAGGCCGCCUGGCAGGAUGGGCUGGUACCUUACCAGGCACGGCUUCUCGCAGAAUACCAGCGCAGCAGCAGAGAGGUGUUGGUGAUGGCUGAGACUGUCCAUGGAGUGUCUGUCACUUGCCACCAGCCACUCGUUCAUCAGGCCCAGGAAAAGAAGAUCCAGCACAAGUGGGUGUUCACCAUCCACUCUGAGGAUCCCUUGCUACACGUGGCCCUACUCAAGCAAGAGCCCGGAGCAGCCUUCUCACUGGUGGCCCCCAGUCUCCCACCACACCAGCUCUAUGCACAGGGAAAGCACUUCUGUGUGCCCAACUCCCCAGCCCAAUUCCAGGUAGGGGUGCUUGUGCAGGCUGCCUCCUUUGGCAGCUUUGAGCAAUGGGUGGUCUUUGACUUUGGUCGCAGGCCAGUGCUUCUCCAAAAGCUGAAGUUGCAGCUAGGCCAGACACACAGCCUGGGGCUCAAUGUGAAGCCAGCACCCAGCCGCCCCCAGGAACUGGAAUACUGGCACACAGGCAACCGCCAUGUGGUGCUUGCGGUAGACUGGACACCUGAGCAGGAAGCCCUGAUGGCCAAAUACAAGUUACCCUCCCUGGCCCUGGAGUUCACUCAGAACAUUCUGGUCUGGGGGCCCAUCUCUCGUACGAACUACCGACAGAGGAUGCACAAAUUUCUCUAUGAGGAGGAAGCAGCCCAGCAGCGGCUGGUGGCCAAGCUGGCCAUGAAGGGCCAGGUAUCCCUGAAGACAGCACUGGAGACUCCGGCACUUGGCAUGCUCUUUGCACCUCCAGGGGCCCUCUAUGCCGAGGUCCCCUUCCCCUCCUCUCUGUUGCCAGACACUGACCAGGGCUUUCUGCUGAGCCGAGCAGUCAGCACAGCCCUUGUGGCUCCUGUACCUGCACCCGACAGUACAGUAUACCAAGUGCGGCUAGAGGCACGGGCCAGUUCAGAGCAUGCACUGUGGCUGCUGUUACCAGCACGAUGCUGUAUGGCUUUGGGGCUGCAGGCACAAGACAGACCCAUCUUGGAGGUGCAGUUCCAGAUUGACCCUCUGACCUUCCGCUUCUGGCACCAGGCAGUGGACGCACUGCCUGAGGAGCGCCUGGUGGUUCCUGACCUGCCCGCCUGCACCCUGCCCUACCCCUGGCCCACCCCACCCUCAUUCCGUGGCAAUCACAAACAGAAGCUGGCUGUGGGGCUCAUUGCAGGCAGAAGACCCGAGGGCACAAAGCACAUUCCACCACUGCUCAUCUAUGGCCCCUUUGGCACCGGCAAGACCUACACAUUGGCCAUGGCUGCCCUUGAGGUUGUCCAGCAGCCCCACACCAAGGUGCUCAUCUGCACACACACCAACAGCGCUGCAGACAUCUAUAUCCGGGAGUAUUUCCACGGCUAUGUCAACAGCGGCCACCCAGAGGCCGCUCCACUCAGGGUGAUGUAUGCAGAUCGUCCUCCAAGACAGACUGAUUCAACCACCUUGAAGUACUGCUGCCUGACUGAGGACCGCCAGGCCUUUCGCCCACCCACAGGCCCAGAGCUGGUACAUCACCGUUUGGUGGUCACCACCACUUCUCAGGCUCGUGAGCUCCAGGUGCCAGCUGGCUUCUUCUCCCACAUUUUCAUUGACGAGGCAGCCCAGAUGCUGGAGUGUGAGGCCCUCAUCCCACUCUCCUAUGCCUUGUCACUAACCCGUGUAGUACUGGCAGGGGACCACAUGCAGGUCACACCUAGGCUCUUCAGCGUGCCCAGGGACAAGGCGGCUGGGCACACGCUGCUGCACCGCCUCUUCUUGUACUACCAGCAGGAGGUGCACAAGAUCGCUUGGCACAGUCGCAUUAUCUUCCAUGAGAACUACCGGUCAGCUGCAGCCAUCAUCAACUUUGUCUCCCGUCAUUUCUAUUUAGCCAAGGGCAACCCCAUCCAGGCCAGCGGCAAAGUCCCACGUCACCCCCAACACUACCCUCUCAUGUUCUGCCAUGUGGCAGGCAGCCCUGAGCAGGACAUGUCCAUGACAUCCUGGCUCAACUCAGCUGAGGUCAGCCAGGUAGUGGAGAAGAUACAGGAGAUCUACAACACCUGGCCUCACUGCUGGGGACCCCGUGAGCAGAGACACAUCUGUGCUGUCUCUCAUGGUGCCCAGGUUAGUGCGCUGAGGCAGGAGCUAAGAAGGAGGAACCUUGGUGAGGUGUCUGUGGGCAGCUUUGAGAUCCUGCCAGGGCGUGAGUUCCGGGUGGUAGUGCUGAGCUCUGUCCACAAUCGGAACAGUCUCCUCAGCCCUGGGGCACCAACCUCAGAGUUCUUCACGGAGCCUCGGGUGCUGAACACGGUCAUGACCCGUGCCCAGUCUCAGCUGGUGGCUGUGGGAGACGCUGUGGCUCUCUGUUCCUCUGGAGCCUGCAGAAAGCUCUGGAAAAGCUUCAUCCGCGAGUGCAUAGAACAUCACAGCGUCUUCCCCGAGGAGCUGUCGCUGGAGCAGAUCGAGCAGGGUGUGGCCCAGAGGCAGAACUGGGCCUCAUUGACACUCAGAGCUGGGGGCCCAGAGGCAGGGCACAAAUCUACAGUAAAGGACCCGCAAAGGCCUAUAGCUGAAGGGACCAUGGUCACAGUGACGGCAGAGCCUGGAGCCAGGGCAGCAGCCGCAGCACAGACUGAGGCAGUCGCACCAGGGGACCCAGCAAGAGGGAACUCAGCCUCUUCAGAUGCAGCAGAGGAGGUGUCCACCCUGGAGGGUGGGAUGUCUGAGGAAGAUUCCGAGUCUGACUUCUGGCCCUCUGACUGGGAACUCAAUGCCGAUGAUGCUAUCCUAAAGGAGCUGCUUGAUGAGAGCCGGCAAGUGACCGUAACUGUGAGGGAGGAUGGACUUCUGGAUACCAUGGUUUGCCCCGCAUCCUCACAGAAGGCCCAGCAGUACACAAACCUACCCUCAUCUGUGCUGCGGAAGCUCCUGCGCUCAGACCCCAAGCGAUUCCGCCGAUGCAGCUUCCUACAGGAGACCUUUGAGAGAGCAUUGGCCACUCCACUGGAUGGCACGGCCUGUAGCCCUAUCCAGGUCCGGGGUCGUCUGAACUGUGGAAUGGCUUUCACGGGGGAUGAGGUGCUGGUACAGAUCCUGGGCCCAGCAGUCGACGACAGCGGCAUCCCUGGAAGCCUGCAGGGUCUUGUGAUGGGUGUGCUGAAGAGAAGGAGGCAUGAACUGGCCUUUGUGUGUCGGAUGGAUGAGUGGGACCCCCGCAUCAUGAUCCCCAUCAAUGGUUCUGUGACUAAGAUUUUUGUGGCAGAGAUGAAGGACCCACAGCAAGUUCCCAUUCACCGCCUUGUUCAAGGCCAGGUACAGCGUGUGAGGCAUGAGACGCUCAAGCCUGAGGACCAGGGCACCCGGCUUUUCUGGGUCCGUAUUGUUCUUUGGCGAGAACGUUUCUACUAUCCACUAGGCAUUGUCCUAGAGGUGCUGCCCAAGGCCAUCACCUGGGAGCAGGGCCUUUAUAUUCUUGACCUAGAGCAUGGCCUGAAGGCCCACACGCCAGACCCAGCCUCAGUUUCCAAGGCUUUGCAGAGAUACCGCUCAGAGCUAAACAUGGCCUCUGGCCACCGAGAGGACUACCGCCGCUUCCUGACCUUUACUGUGGACCCCCAGGGUGCCUGCAACCUUGAUGAUGCUCUUAGUGUCCGGGACCUAGGCCCAGUGUAUGAGGUGGCAGUGCAUAUUGCUGAUGUAGCCAGCUUGGUGCCCAAGGAUGGGGCCCUGGACGUGGAAGCCCGUCAGCAGGGCACUGUGUUCUAUGCCCCCAGCAGGGAGCCAGUUCUCAUGCUGCCCGCCAGCUUGUGCCAGGAUGCACUCAGCCUUCUACCAGGUCAGGAUCGCCUCGCCAUUUCUCUCUUCCUCACCAUGGAGAAAGGCAGCAGCCAGAUCAAGAGCCUUCGAUUUGCACCCUCCAUAAUCCGCUCUGACCGCCAGCUGUCAUAUGAAGAAGCCGAAGAACUGAUCAAGAGACACCCUGGGGCUGGCCUGGAGCUGCCAGCCCACCUGGACUCUGUGGAGGCCUGUAUUGUGGCUGCCUGCUACUUCUCUUGGAUGUUGCGUCGUCAGCGCCUCCCAGCUGACUGUUACUAUGAGCCGCCAGACGAGGACAGCGUGCUGGGCUUCCGCACAGCCCACAUCAUGGUCCAAGAGUACAUGAUCCAGUUUAACAGCCAUGUGGCUGAAUUCCUUGUGGGCAACAAGCACACACAGACACUCACACCACUAAGGCGGCAGCCCACACCCAGUAGGCAGCAGCUUGACAGUGUUUUCAAGAAGCACAGAGGACUGGUGCCUCUGUCACUGCACCUGUGCCACCACUCAAACACCCACUAUACCCCCAACAAGCAGCUGUAUCUCCUGACUUCCCUCUGGAAACAAGUGCAGCUUGCAGCUGGUACUCAGGACUACAGCCAGAUGGCGGACCUCAUUGCUGCAGACGACAUGCACCCUUCACUGGCUCCUGCUUGCCUGGAUUUCCGAAGGGCUCUAGGCCGCUCGGUUUUUGGUCGCUCCAGCCAGGGUAAGCAGCAACCUGCUGGCCACUACUCACUGAGGGUUGACUGGUACACAUGGGCGACUUCACCCAUCCGUAGGUAUUUAGAUGUGGUGCUGCAGCGAUUAAUCCUGCUGGCUCUGGGCCACAGGGGCCCUACAUAUUCUAACAGGGACAUUGAUGGGCUCUGCCAGGACUUCAGUCACCAGCAUGCGUGUGCUCAGAGCUACCAACGGCGGGCCUACAGCCUGCACCUGGCCAUCCAGCUCAAGACCCAGCCUCAAAACAAACUGGGUUUUGUAGUGGAUGUCGAGAUGGGUGCCCGCUGCUUCAAAGUGCUUUUCCCUAUAAACCGGGAAACCCUGCCUGAUCCCUGCCCUAUCCACUACCAUUCCCUGCAGUUGGCUGAGCACCCCCAGGAGCCAGUGAGCCAGACAGGCUUGCGGCUUGUAUGGCGCCGCCGCAUGUACUCGGUGCAGGCAUCCAAGCUGCCUUUACCACUUCUGGGCACGGGUUUUGAUCCACACACCCAGACUGUAGAUGCAGCCCUGUGGAUGAAGCUACUGGUGCUGCUGAAGGAAGAGCGCUGGCCUGAGAUAGCUGCCCUCAUCCAGGAGCAAGAUAAGCUUUCUCAUCGAAGGGACAAAGUGCAGAUACACCAGAGCCGCUGUGGACACUUUGUAGAGGUGGCCUACGAGCUGGGCAGUGGAGAUACCCUGCAGGUUCAGCUUGGUUCCAGCCUGCAGCGGGGCUUCCUGGCACCAACCCUGCAGCUGUGGACUGUGGUACCUGGCUUUAGCCUCUGUCUGGAGCACAUGGAGCGGCCAGGUGACUGCUUUUCAAGCCAUGUGCACCAGGCUCUACAAGACCAGUACCGUGAAGUCAGCGAGUACUCAGGUGUGUGGGGGCCACGCUGUGCCCUGGAGUCACUCACCAAUGCUGUUACAGAAAAUGACUCUAUUGUGCUGCAGGAUGUACAUAUCUCUUGGGACACAUCGCAGGGGCAACUGCAGGGCACCUUCCAGCUGGAAGCUGCUUUUCUCCAGGAGAAAUGUAUCAACAUCCACUUUGGCUGUUGCUACCUCUGCAUUCGGCUUGAGGGGAUUCCCCUUCCCCUAGCUAGCUCACUCCCUGGGCCUAGUGGCCUUGGGCCCUUCCUGAACAUUGACCCCAGUACAUAUACUUGGGUGGCCCAUGGUCUGUCUGGCGACUGGGACCAUGAACUGGCUGGCGACUGGGACCAGGAGAGUGUGGAUGAUCGACAGGAGGUUCCCAAGCAGGUACAUUUCUUCAUCCACCACAUGACCAUGGAGAAGGUUCCAGAAGAGGUGUUGAAACCUAACGCUCGGUUCACUGUGGAAGUGAUAUCUAAGCAGCUUCCUGACCUCCGCAAGGAAGAAGCUGUGUGUCAACUGAAAAAGGCAUCCCCAUUGGUCAUUAGUAUCGCCUUGGGCCGGCCGAUCCCGGAGCCCCAUCACGGUGGCUGGCCUCACCAGCAUUCUAUCCAGCCGAUCCCGGAGCCCCGUCGCGGUGGCUGGCCUCACCAGCAUUCUAUCCAGCCGAUCCCAGAGCCCCGUCGCGGUGGCUGGCCUCACCAGCAUUCUUUCCACAAGGCACCUACCAGCAGGUUCUUGGAGCGGAAGAACUACAACAUCCCUGGUGGACAUCAUAAGCUGAACGAGAGCCAGGACAGGGCCGUCAGGAGUGCGCUGCGAAAGCAAUUCACAGUCAUCCAGGGCCCACCAGGCACAGGGAAGACUGUUGUGGGCUUCCAUAUCGUGUACUGGUUCCACAGGUCAAACCAGGAACAGGCGCCAACUGGCGGCAGCCCUAGCAGAGAGGAACAGCUGGGGGGUCCAUGCGUCUUAUACUGUGGUCCCUCCAACAAGUCUGUGGAUGUCCUGGGAGGACUGCUCCUGAGGAAGAAGACAGAGAUGAGGCCCCUGCGUGUGUAUGGGGAGCAGGCAGAGGCCACCGAAUUCCCGCUGCCAGGAGUGAGCAGGAGUCUGUUUGGCAAGACCUCUCAGGAAGGAAGACCAAAUCAGAGCCUCAGGAGCAUUACCCUUCACCACCGGAUCCGCCAAGCCCCCAACCCAUAUGCAGCAAAGAUCAGGAAAUUUGAUGCCCAGCUUCGAGAAGGGAAAAUACUCUCAAAGGAGGAUCUUGUGGUGUACAAGGGAGUCUUGGGGAAGGCACGCAGAUAUGAACUGGAGCGGCACUCGGUCAUCCUGUGCACAUGCUCCUGUGCAGCGUCAGGAAGCCUGAAAGCUCUCAAUGUUCGACAGAUCCUUAUUGACGAGGCGGGCAUGGCCACUGAGCCAGAAACCCUUAUUCCCUUGGUGUGCUUCUCAAAGACUGAGAAGGUGGUUCUGCUGGGAGACCACAAGCAGCUCCGGCCUGUGGUCAAGAAUGAACAGCUGCGGAAUCUGGGGAUGGACCGGUCUCUCUUUGAGAGAUACCACAGGGAUGCCAUCAUGCUGGACACACAGUACCGUAUGCAUAAGGACAUCUGUUCCUUUCCCUCCAUGGAGUUCUAUGAGGGAAAGCUGAAGACCUGGUCUGAACUGAGGCGUCCACCCAGCCUCCUAGGUCAUGUUGACAAGCAGAGCUGUUCUGUCAUCUUCGGCUCGGUGCAGGGCUAUGAGCAGAGGCUGCUGGUGUCCACUGAGGAUGGCAAUGAGAACUCCAGGGCUAACCCAGAGGAAGUAACAGAGGUGGUCCGAAUCACCAAGCAAUUGACCCUGGACCGGACAGUGGAUCCCAAAGAUAUCGCUGUCCUUACACCCUACAAUGCACAGGCUGCUGCAAUCAGCAGGGGUCUCAUGCAAAGAGGGGUCACCGGAGUGACUGUGACCUCUAUCACCAAGAGCCAGGGGAGUGAGUGGCGCUAUGUGAUAGUGAGCACAGUGCGAACAUGCCCCAGGAGUGAUGUGGACCAGCGGCCAACCAAGAGUUGGCUCAAGAAGUUUCUGGGCUUUGUUGUGGACCCCCACCAAGUAAACGUGGCCAUCACCCGGGCCCAGGAGGGACUGUGCAUCAUUGGGGACCAUCUACUGCUACGCUGCUGCCCACUCUGGCGCCGUCUCCUAGACUUCUGUGAGGCCCAGCACAGCCUCGUGUCUGCUGGGAAAGUGCGGGUCCAGAGAAAGUCUGCUCUGUCUUCUUGAGGAACCCCCACCUGCCCGGCUCUUGAUGUGUCAUCAACUGAGGCUAUGUCCCUCAUUCUUCUCUGCCAAGGUCCCGGGCAUACAAAGGAUUGCCACAGCUCACAGCUGCAGCUCAAAUUAGUCAGCCAUCUCUGCUAUCUCCUUGGGAAAGGACAUGGUAUUGGCUGCAGUCAUGUAGCGGUGACAAUCUUAUGGGUGGUGGCCACUUCCUGUGCCGGAAGCAGGCUUAAUAAUGAUGACCUUCCUGUUUGUGCUUGGACUUGAGUAGAGGGAAAAAGAGCUAGAGGCCGGCCCCUUUGCUCCCAACUCCCUUUGCUUUACCGGGGCAUUUGAUGACUGGGCCACCUCUGAGUGGCCACAGGGGACCCCAGGACAUGCUUAUGUUGUCAUAGGGGACCUAAACAGAAAUAAGACUCCUCUGAGACCGCACUUCAACACUGAGAUCCAUCUAUGGUUGCACUGGGCACCAUGUAUUCAUUUGCCCUGUUUUCUAGUCUUGAUAACCUAAAGCCAGCAUCUCUUACAAGGGACACUCAAAGUGGGCAAGGAAACCUUCCCAGGAGAAAGGCUUUUUCUCUUGUACUGUUUACUGCCUUGUAUCCCAUAGGGCUGCCUGUGCUGGGGCGGGAAGGGCAGAACCAGAUGCUCACACAGCCCUACCUCCUGGGAUGUGACCUGUGGGCAGGCAGCCAGGAAUGAGGUACCCAGUACUUCUGGGUUUGUGCUUCUUCACCAAGCUUCUAUACCUAUGUCCAGGGUUUUAGGACAACCUUCCUGACAUCAUCCUUUUCUACUGGACUGAGCGGGUGAAAUCUCUCCCAUCAUGUCUCCCUCUUAGACGCUCAUCUCCUGGCAAUUCCAAGGCUGGAAUCAGCUCCCCCUUCAGUGUGACCCUUCCUCUCCUGAGGUCAGAGAUAUUGCAAGUGAAGUAUGUACCAGGACAUCUGGGGCUCUUAAGGCCUGGCUGCAGAGCCUCCUGUGAGAGUAAUACCUGGUGUUUUCUACAAAUUAAGUUUCUACAUUCCAAUUUUUAUAUUUUUUUCUCAGGUUAUGCCUUAUAUAACUGGAUAAUUUUAUUAUAAAAACUGCUCUGAAA